GCGGGGCGGGGGGGUGGGGGAAAGGCGGCGAGGCGCGCGGUGGAGGUUGCGGCCGUCUCGCGCGCGAAGCCCGACGGCAAAGGCUCCCGGGAGCGACCGCGGCGAUGGCGGCGGCGCCGACACCGCUGGGGAACUCCCGGGGCCGUUUUCGGUGGCGGCCGGGACACUGGCCGCUGUUGGUGUGGGCCCUCCAGUGCCUGUGCCUGUGCCCGCGGCCGGUGGAAGCCCUGGUGGAAGGCUUGUAUUGCGGCAAGCUGGUGUGCUACGACGUGCUCGGGGUCAGCCGCGAUGCCAGCAAGGCUGAAAUCGCCCGGGCUUACCGGCAGCUGGCUUUGCGUUACCAUCCGGAUCGGCAGCGGAAACCCGAUCGGGAUGGCAAAGGAGCCGAGACCGCUCAGGAGAAAUUCCUGCUCAUCGCUACCGCCUACGAGACCCUCAAGGAUGAAGAAACUCGUAAGGAUUAUGAUUAUAUGCUGGAUCAUCCUGAGGAGUAUUACAGCCAUUACUAUCACUAUUAUUCUAGAAGAUUGGCACCCAAGGUGGAUGUCAGAAUAGUGAUUCUUGUCACUGUUUGUGCCAUUUCUAUAUUUCAGUUCUUCAGCUGGCGGACUAGCUACAAUGAAGCUAUCAACUACCUAGCAACUAUGCCAAAAUAUCGAAUACAAGCUACUGAGAUUGCUAGGCAACAGGGGCUAUUGAACAGAGCCAAAGAAAAGGGCAAAAACAGACGAUCGAAGGAAGAAAUCCGCAAAGAAGAAGAAGAAAUUAUCAAAGAUGUAAUAAAAAACAAAAUAGAUAUCAAAGGUGGCUACCAGAAACCCCGAAUAUCUGACAUUCUCUUGUUUCAAAUUGUUUUAGCACCUUUUUAUCUGUGCAAAUACAUAGGAUGGUAUUUUUGGUGGAUUUAUUGUUUCAACAUCAAAAGGCAAGAAUAUGGUGAAGAAGAGAAAUUGUACAUCAUACGCAAAUAUAUGAAAAUGUCACAAUCCCAAUUUGACACUUUGGAAGAUCAUCAGAGAGAGUCUUUUCUUGACCGGCAGCUUUGGAUAAAAGAAAAUUACGAGCUUUACAAACAAGAGCAAGAGGAGGAGCUGAAGAAAAAAAUGGCAAUGGAUCCUCGAUGGAAAAGAUACCGGCGAUGGAUGAGGAAUGAAGGACCUGGAAGACUGACAUUUAUUGAUGAUUGACAUGCGCGAAACAUGUACAAUCAUGUCACAGAUGAUUGACAGGAUUAUUCAUAUCUAAAAUGUUCAGAGUUUAACUGCUGUGUUUCAGUGGUGUCCUAAAACUCAGGAAUUAAUCAGGGAGAAAACUAGUAACAUUUUAUGAUUUUAUAUAUGUGCUUACAAAUAAAAGUAAAUAUGUUAAUUAUA
Molecule: messenger RNA, 1373 nt
Organism: Ahaetulla prasina
Lineage: Eukaryota; Metazoa; Chordata; Lepidosauria; Squamata; Colubridae
Gene: DNAJC25
Product: DnaJ heat shock protein family (Hsp40) member C25
Exons: 4
Coding region: 105-1187 (360 amino acids)
Biological process (GO): protein folding
Cellular component (GO): endoplasmic reticulum membrane
Source: RefSeq, a predicted model, not a curated record